Molecule: messenger RNA, 2777 nt
Organism: Suncus etruscus (white-toothed pygmy shrew)
Lineage: Eukaryota; Metazoa; Chordata; Mammalia; Eulipotyphla; Soricidae
Gene: PGM2L1
Product: phosphoglucomutase 2 like 1
Exons: 14
Coding region: 353-2221 (622 amino acids)
Biological process (GO): carbohydrate metabolic process
Molecular function (GO): intramolecular phosphotransferase activity; glucose-1,6-bisphosphate synthase activity
Source: RefSeq, a predicted model, not a curated record
UGCAGCCCGGGGGCGUGGCCUAAGCCGGCUUGUGCGGCGGCGGCGGCCGCCGGGACCCAGACAUCUGGGACUGUUGUUCUCGCCGGUGGCACGGCCGCGCCGUCCGUCUGCCCCGCGGCUGAACCCAGACUAGUGGGCAGCGAUCUGCCGCUCCCCACCUCUCCGUCGCUUCCCCAAGGCUGCGGCCGAAACGGGCUCCAACACUCCGCUGCACUUGGCUUCCGAUGCCCUGGCGUGAGGAGGGGGCGUCGGGACCCCGCUGAGCGCACCUGCAGGUACCUCUCCGUCCCACUCACCUCCCAACGCGGUGUCUUCGCGGGGUCCCCAGCCGGCGCGCCCCAGUCUGCCUGCCAUGGCUGAAAAAACAGAGGGGGACUUGAACUCCAACGUGCUCCACGCCCCCUACCACACCGGGGACCCUCAGCUGGACACGGCCAUCGGGCAGUGGCUCCAGUGGGAUCAGAAUCCCAAAACAAAAGAGCAGAUUGAAAAUCUGUUGCGGAAUGGGAUGAAUAAGGAGCUGAGAGAUCGUCUGUGUUGCCGGAUGACUUUUGGGACCGCAGGACUUCGAUCGGCUAUGGGGGCAGGAUUUUGCUAUAUUAAUGACUUAACAGUAAUACAGUCAACUCAGGGGAUGUACAAGUACCUGGAGAGAUGCUUCUCAGACUUCAAGCAGAGAGGCUUUGUCGUUGGAUAUGAUACCCGAGGUCAAGUGACAAGCAGCUGCAGCAGCCAAAGACUUGCUAAGCUCACUGCUGCUGUCUUACUGGCCAAAGAUGUUCCUGUAUACCUUUUUUCAAGAUACGUUCCUACACCUUUUGUACCAUAUGCUGUUCAGGAGCUCAAAGCAGUUGCAGGGGUGAUGAUCACAGCAUCUCACAACCGAAAAGAAGACAAUGGAUACAAGGUUUAUUGGGAAACUGGGGCCCAGAUCAUAUCUCCUCAUGAUAAAGAAAUUCUGAAAUGUAUAGAAGAAUGUGUGGAACCCUGGAAUGGUUCCUGGAAUGAUAAUUUAGUGGAUACUAGUCCCCUGAAGAGAGAUCCUCUGCAGGACAUCUGUAGGAAAUACAUGGAAGAUCUGAAAAAGAUCUGUUUCCACAGGGAGUUAAACUCAAAGACAACCUUGAAAUUUGUACAUACAUCUUUUCAUGGGGUCGGACAUGACUAUGUGCAGUUGGCUUUUCAAGCAUUUGGUUUUAAGCCUCCAAUUCCUGUACCAGAACAAAAAGAUCCUGAUCCAGACUUCUCUACUGUUAAAUGCCCAAAUCCUGAAGAAGGAGAAUCUGUGCUGGAACUUUCUCUGAGACUGGCAGAGAAAGAAAAUGCCCGGAUAGUGCUAGCUACAGAUCCUGAUGCAGACCGACUGGCAGUGGCAGAACUUCAGGAGAAUGGUCAUUGGAAAGUUUUCACAGGGAAUGAAUUGGCAGCUCUGUUUGGGUGGUGGAUGUUUGAUUGCUGGAAGAAAAAUAAAUCAAGUAAUGCUGAUGUGAAGAACGUUUACAUGCUGGCCACUACAGUCUCAUCCAAAAUUUUGAAAGCAAUUGCACUUAAGGAAGGAUUUCAUUUUGAAGAAACAUUACCAGGUUUUAAAUGGAUUGGAAGUAGAAUAAAAGACCUCCUGCAAAAUGGAAAAGAAGUUCUCUUUGCAUUUGAAGAAUCUAUUGGUUUUCAGUGUGGAACCUCCGUUUUGGAUAAAGAUGGAGUAAGUGCGGCUGCUGUUAUUGCUGAGAUGGCGGCUUACCUGGAAACCACAAACACAACCUUGAAGCAGCAGCUGGUUAGGGUUUAUGAAAAAUAUGGCUAUCACAUUUCAAAAACUUCAUAUUUUUUGUGUUAUGAUCCAACUACCAUCAAAAGAAUUUUUGAAAGGCUGCGUAAUUUUGAGUGUCCAAAAGAAUAUCCAAAGCUUUGUGGGCCAUUCGCAAUAUUGCAUAUACGGGACAUUACCACUGGAUAUGACAGCAGCCAGCCUGAUAAGAAAUCAGUGCUGCCUAUGAGUAAAAACAGCCAAAUGAUCACUUUUACUUUCCAAAAUGGCUGUGUGGCUACUCUCCGCACCAGUGGGACGGAACCCAAGAUCAAGUAUUAUGCAGAGAUGUGUGCAUCACCAGACCAGAGUGAUACUGCCUUAUUAGAAGAGGAAUUGAAGAAACUCAUCGAUGCUCUGAUUGAGAAUUUUCUUGAACCCAGUAAAAAUGGACUGUCCUGGCGUUCUAUUUAAUGUUAAUGAUGACAUUACUUGUCCUGGCAUGUGGCACAGGCGAGCAGCAACACUGGGACAGGAACUUGUGUUAACAUUCUCUUUCUCACCUGGACAAGUGUAUAUUUCCUUAGAUUUUCUUUCUUUUUGAAAAACUUUCUUUUUGAAAUGAUGUGAUGUGAAGUAAAAUAAUUCUUUUAUUUUUGAGCAAAAGCCAUUGUAUUAGAAAUGUUAUGGAAGCACAUCAUUUUCAUCUUUCACAAAAACAAGAGUAGCAAAAGUGGGUUUUCUUAUUAAAGUACUAUUAAGCUAAUGUCCACAGUCUUGUAAUUGUGCACGGUUUAAGACAAAUAGUCAGAUCAAUGUUAUAUAAUUGUAUAGUUAGGGGAAUUAAUAUAUAAAAUGGACAAAUAAGUGAUGUGGUUCCAGAUGACAUAGGAAAGUGUCAUUGGUACAUAACAAGUGUUAUUGACAGAUUGCAGUAUUUAGGGUAGUUGGCAUUUCUAGCUUAGAACACGUGUCAUAGUAAAUUGUUCCAGCACUUCUCGCAGGUGCUCUUGGUUUUGUGUAAAUGCAU